GCCUCCCUCCACACCUGAAGGCAGCAAUUGGAGGGGAAAAAAAAAUCUCUCUGAGCACUCUGUGACUUUCAGGCAGGGAGGGCAGGGAUUGACCCAAGGACAGAGUCACUGAUAAAAGCCUCCCCGGAGGCCUUCUGCUCCCAUCCAUCUCCCCGCCGCUACCCAGCUCCUCCCCUCGGCACUCGCGGUGCCGCCCAGCAGCCAGCGCCUGGCACAGCUUAACCAGCGCUCUGCAGGGACGGCGCCGCACCGGGGCUGCUCCCGCUCCUCUCCUGGGGGAUUCUGCAACACGCGGGGGCAGCAGCUUCCCUCCAGCCUGCGACAGCGACAGCUCUGCUAAGACCGCAUGGCCACUGCGGGAAAAGUUAUCAGGUGCAAGGCUGCUGUUGCCUGGGCCCCAGGCAAACCACUGUCUGUUGAGGAGGUGGAAGUUGCACCCCCAAAGGCAGGGGAAGUCCGGAUCAAGAUUGUGGCCACAGGCAUCUGUCACACAGACGAUCAUAUUUUGAAAGGUUCCUUGCCUAAUGUGGAAUUCCCAGUUAUCCCUGGCCAUGAAGGAGCUGGGAUUGUGGAAAGCAUUGGACAAGGAGUGACCUCUGUGAAACCAGGAGACAAAGUGAUCCCACUUUGCCUCCCUCAGUGUGGGGAAUGCAGCUUCUGCCAGAAUCCUGAAUCCAACUACUGCCAGAAGACCCAUUUCUCUGAACCACAAAACCUGCUGCCGGACAAGACCAGCCGCUUCUCUUGCAAAGGGAAGCAGAUCCACCACUUCCUGUGGGUCAGCACCUUUGCAGAAUACACCGUGGUCCCAGAAUACGCUGUUGCCAAGAUAGAUGCUGCAGCACCUCUGGACAAAGUCUGCUUGAUCGGCUGUGGGUUUUCCACAGGCUAUGGGGCUGCCCUCAACACAGCCAAGGUAAAACCAGGCUCCACCUGUGCGGUCUUCGGCCUCGGAGGAGUCGGCCUCUCUGUUGUCAUGGGCUGCAAGGCAGCUGGAGCUGCCCGCAUCAUUGCCGUGGACAUCAACAGUAACAAGUUUGCCAAGGCCAAGGAGCUGGGAGCCACUGACUGCAUCAACCCUCGAGACUUCAAGAAGCCCAUCCAGGAGGUGCUCACUGAGAUGACCGGGCAGGGCGUGGACUACUCCUUUGAGGCCAUCGGGCACACGGACACCAUGAUUGCUGCCUUGGCUUCCUGCAAUACAAACACUGGUGUCUGUGUGAUGGUUGGGGUACUGGAUUCAGAGAUUUCCAUUGAUCCUGUGCUUCUGCUGACUGGGCGUACAUGGAAGGGGACUAUGCUUGGAGGCUGGAAGACAAGAGAAUGUAUCCCCAAAUUAGUUUCCAGCUACUUGGAGGGGAAAUUCAAUUCAGACUUGCUGAUCACGCACACGCUGCCAUUCGCUAAAGUGAAUGAGGGAUUUGAGUUGUUACGUGCAGGAAAAAGUAUCCGCACUGUCCUGCUCUUCUGAAGGACACAGCCAAGGAAGCCGAGCAGAGGGACCAGCGCAGCAGAUGCUCUCCUGGCCCAGGCCCUUCUCAACCAGCACCCCUCCUUGUGGGGCACCAGGAAAAGAGAAUGAGGAACUCGCCUGUGCUGGAGUCACUGCUGGUCCUGCUGUGCCUGGAUAAAAUCCAGACAGAUGACUUUCCCAGGAAAAUCCUUUUACUAAUAAAGUGUUUCUGUCCAACUCA
Messenger RNA from Lonchura striata (white-rumped munia), 1694 nucleotides. Its product is annotated as alcohol dehydrogenase 1. The record is from RefSeq and is a predicted model, not a curated record. Gene Ontology annotation, biological process: retinol metabolic process; retinoic acid metabolic process. Gene Ontology annotation, cellular component: cytosol. Gene Ontology annotation, molecular function: all-trans-retinol dehydrogenase (NAD+) activity; zinc ion binding. NCBI's taxonomy places the organism in Eukaryota, Metazoa, Chordata, Aves, Passeriformes, Estrildidae.